Molecule: messenger RNA, 1041 nt
Organism: Colletotrichum lupini
Lineage: Eukaryota; Fungi; Ascomycota; Sordariomycetes; Glomerellales; Glomerellaceae
Exons: 1
Coding region: 1-1041 (346 amino acids)
Source: RefSeq, a predicted model, not a curated record
AUGUUUCUUCUUCCAACUCAACGACCAACCUCACAGGCCCCUUUUCCUAACACCUACGGUUAUUCCCCCCGAGUCUCCCGCACUCACCCCAAUUCUCUCGACCGGAGCAUUUCGAUUUCGCUUUCCAAGCUUCCUUGCAAACCUAGUGUGCGGUCUAGAAUCCAGGAACCCGCAGAGGAACAAACCUUGGCCCAUCGCAGCAAUACCAAUAAGCGCAUCUACUCAUCGGAACUCUCUUUUGAACCGCACGCCAAGUCCGUCUCCCACUUACCGGCACCCAAUCAGGAAUUCGAAGCAAUGGCACGCCAGGGAAAUGUAAAAACGGCCUCCUCAGGCUCGGCCGCGGCGAUGGGCUCAUCCUCCACGGAUCCCACGUCCGCACCCUCCCCGCGCGACCGCAUUAUGACGCACAUGAACCGCGGCCACCAGCGCGAGCUCUCCCUUUACCUGCGCCACUACGCUGGCCUCAGCCGCUCCGCCGCCUCGUCGCCGUGGCUCAAGGACUGUACCUUCGAAGGCAUGACCAUCGCGGCUGGCGGGCUCGGCGGCAAGGAGUUCUUCAUCGAAUUCAAGCCGGCCCUCACGGCGUGGGAGGACGUGCGGCCCGCCGUCGUGGAGAUGGCGCGCGCGUCGCAGCAGGCGCUGGGGUACAGCGACAUCACCGUCGGGCACUUUGCGCCGCCGCAGGGCUUUGACGUGGUUGUGUUUGGGGCCGUUGCGUUCUACUUUGUCUGCUGGCUCACGCUUGGGUUUGUGCUGCCCGGCACGCCGAUCUGGUCCUUCCUCCAGACCGCGUUCCCCGGCGGUCCAAGGUUCUAUCGGUGGUUGGUCAAGGCCAUAUUUCUGCCCGUCUUGGGAAUCCACCUGAGCGAGUGCUAUUGGUUCCACCGCACGAGGCUUCACAGGCACGGCAUCGAGUUUGGAACGGGCUUGUGGUGGACGUGGAUCGGAAGUCUGUUCUUUGAGGGACUUCCUGGCUUCUGGAGGUUCGAUGGCAUUGUCGCGGCCAAGAGGCAGGAGAAGGAGAGCAAGAGCCACUGA